Cadophora gregata is the source of this 378-nucleotide messenger RNA. It is a transcript of the gene RPL22, whose product is annotated as 60S ribosomal protein L22. The record is from RefSeq and is a predicted model, not a curated record. Bases 1 to 378 code for a protein of 125 amino acids. Gene Ontology annotation, cellular component: ribosome. Lineage: Eukaryota; Fungi; Ascomycota; Leotiomycetes; Helotiales; Ploettnerulaceae. The transcript is spliced from 4 exons. Gene Ontology annotation, molecular function: RNA binding; structural constituent of ribosome. Gene Ontology annotation, biological process: cytoplasmic translation.
AUGGCACCAUCCACAAAAUCCUCCAAGGGCAAGCAGGCCAAGGUCACGAACAAGUUCAUCAUCAAUGCUUCGCAACCCGCCAGUGACAAGAUUUUCGACGUCUCCGCCUUCGAGAAGUUCCUCCAGGACAAGAUAAAGGUUGACGGUCGUGUGGGCAAUCUCGGCGAGACCGUCCAGAUCUCCCAGAUCGGCGAUGGAAAGAUCGAGGUUAUUGCGCACACCCAAUUCUCUGGCAGAUACCUCAAGUACUUGACAAAGAAGUUCCUCAAGAAGCAACAGCUCCGUGACUGGCUCCGUGUCGUCUCUACAUCCAAGGGCGUUUACGAGCUCCGAUUUUUCAAUGUCGUUGCUGACGCUGAUGAGGAGGAUGAUGAGUAA